UCGUUCUCAUAACAAAAGACGGGAUAACGAAAAAUUUUGUUAUACUGACCAAUAUGAUUAGCUUACGGUAACAAAUAAAUUUGUUAUAAUAACAAAUGAAAUUGUGUCGUAAUUAAGAAGCUUAUUUGUUAUGAGUACAAAUGAUAUCAAUAUCAUCGUAUUUCAAAGCAAGCAUUUGUUACUCUAAGUAAUCUUAGCUUGUGGGGACAAAAAUUUUGUCAGUACUACAAAUUCAUUUUGUUAUUUUAACAAAUCACUUUUUUUACUGCAACACAACAGUUUUGCUGCAGUUACAAACCAUUGCUAGGCGCCACAAACGAUUUGCUAGCGUUACAAAAACGUUGUAGUCAUAACGAAUGCUUCGUUAUCCGUAUAUUAAGGCAGAAAUUUGUUACUACAGAAGAUGAGCUGAUAUUUUAUCAAAACGAAAGAACUAAAAUUUGCGAAAAAUACAACUUAAGUGUACAACCAUAUGUUGUUAUCUCUGGGCCGAUCAACAAUUUAGUGUCGUCAUCAGUGCAUAUAAAUAAUACCAAAUACAAUUUUGAUUCCCCUGAAGAAGCCAUUGAUAGCUGUUUUAAAUUUUAUUAUAGCUUAAAUGCAGAGUACACAGCUGAAUGCAGACAAGUUUGGACUUUUCUCGCAAAUUUUAUUUAUGAAUUUAAUGAAAAACAUAGUUAUAGCUCAGUGUAUAAUUUAAUUAGUAAUCUUAAAUGUUAAAUAAAUUGAAGAUCAAACACUAUUGGUUUUGAUAUUUUAUUGGUAGAUAAUUUUUAUCAAUUUUUAAAUAUAACUAAAAAUAAAAAAAAACUGUAACAUAAUGGCAUCUGCAGAUGAGAUCAGGAUUAAAAUUAUCAAAUUUACUUUGGAUUUAUACGGUAACAAUCUUAUUCCGCGUAACGUGGUUCAAAAGGUGAUAGAUUACAUCCAGGAAUUUAUUCGUGAUAUAUUAAUUCCUUCUCUUGACCAACAAAUAUCUUCACUUCUUGAAAAUAAAUGCAAUAUAAACAUUGUAAACGAUGUGAAGGCUACUUUGAAUUACAGUAAAAAGUUAUUUGAGCCGGUUUCAUCGGAGCAUUUAAGAUUUGCAUUAUAUAGAAGAAUGGGAUGCUUUAUAACACCUGAAAAGUUUGUUAUUGGUCAAGCUAACGUCGAAAGAACAUCGGAAGAUGGAUUGGUUUAUGUAAAUAAUGAAGAUGUUUAUGCCAUCCAUAUGCCACUCGCACCGAAACUCACUUUAUUUUUUCAAAUUCCUGGUGUUUUUUCCCAAGUAGUAAAUAAUAUGACCAUGUUGCGAAAAGAAAAAAAAAUUUUAGCAAAUAUAGUUCAAGGUAGUUUAUGGGAAAAUUUAUCUGCGUCACAUGAAAAUAAAUUAUUUCUACCAAUGAAUAUUUUUUAUGAUGAUCUAGAAACGAAAAAUCCAUUGGGAAGUCAUGCUGGUCGAAAUAAAAUUGGUGUAACUUACGCAACGAUUCCAUGUUUGCCAACUCAUAUCGUAUCACGAUUAGAUUCUAUAUUUUUAGCAACUCUUUUUUAUAGUAAUGACCGAAAAAUCUUCACUAAUAAACGGAUAUUUAAAAAAUUACUUGAUGAUAUAAAAUUAUUGCAAACUGAUGGAAUUGAAAUAAUAGUUGAUAAUGUAAAAAGAAAAAUUUACUUCGAGUGUACAUUAAUUUUGGGAGAUAAUUUAGGAUUAAAUGGAGUUCUUGGAUUCGUUGAAUCUUUUUCUGCACAUUAUCCAUGUAGAAUGUGUUGCAUGAAAAAUUCAGUUUUACAAAAAGCGAUUAUUGAAGACAAACAAUUACUGCGUACAGUAGAAAACUACGAGGAAGAUAUUGAAACGAAUGACGUAAGUUUAACUGGAAUUAAAGAAAAGUGCAUUUUCAACCAAGAAAACCAUUUCCACGUUUGUAAAAAUGAAUCUGUUGAUAUAAUGCAUGAUGUGUUUGAAGGUUCCGGUAAUUACUCAAUGUCAAUGAUAUUAUACAGAUUGAUUUUUAUUGACUCACUAUUAACUUAUGAUAUACUAGUUAAUAGAAUGGAAACCUUUCAGUAUGGAUUAUUAGAAACAAGCAACAAACCUCCGGUUAUGAAACUCGAAAAUAUAUCCAACAAAAAUAUGUUAAAAAUGUCAGCGUCUGAAAUGACUUGUUUCAUUCGCUACUUUGGGCUUAUGAUAGGCGAUUUAAUACCAAGAAAUAAUAGUGUUUGGAAGUUAUAUUUAAAAUUGCGUCAAAUCGUUGAUAUUAUUACAGCGCCCAAAUUACUCCGCGAUCACGCGAUUGUAUUAGAUGACCUUGUUAAAGAAUAUAAUACAUUAUACAUCGAAUUUGUUGGGCCAUUAACAAUUAAAUCCCAUAAUAUGACUCAUUAUGGACGUCUGAUGCUUCAAAAUGGUCCUUUGGUGCAUUGUUGGAGUAUGAGAUGUGAGUCUAGAAAUCGAGAAAUAAAAGCAAUUGCGAAUGCUACAUGUUGCACAAAAAAUUUACUAUAUACUAUCGCUGUUAAAGAUCAACUGAAGAUGACAAGUACCAUAAUUUCUUCAGAUUUUUCCAACAACAUCUCUUUCGGCCCUAAGAAACAAGGAGAUUAUUCUGAAAUAAAAAAAACAUACUUUCCAGCUACUGUUGAUUAUGACUUUGAAUGUUAUAAACAUAUCUCUAUAAGUGGUCAAAAGUAUCAAAAAAAUACAGUUGUUUUCGUUGACGUUACUGAUAAUAAUGAUCCGCUGUUUGGAAAAAUAGAUGAAAUUUUUUCUGUGAAUGGCAAAUUAUCAUUCCUAAUGUAUUCAAUGCAAUCAAAAUUCUUUGAUGAGCACUAUCAUGCAUUUUGUGUCUGUAUCAGUUCUGAAUCAAAUAUGAUGAAAGAAAUAAAUACAUUACCCGACGUAGUACCUUGUUUAUUAGUUAAGAAAAAAGAAGAAUACUAUGUGGCGACUAGACAUUUGAUUUAAAUUUAAUUACUGGUCAUUGUAUAAUUAAAUUUCCACUUAAAUGAACACUGAAGGUGAUGAUGGUAUUCAAGCAGAGAAAUAAAUUCAUGAAUCUCAAACUGGUGGGCUAAGUUGAUUAUUUACACCACAAAGAAAUGUAUCCUAUGGUACGGAUAAUGAUAAUGAUGAAGAUGGCAAUCAUGAUACUGAUGAUGACAAACUACUAAAUGUUGAAAAUAAUAAGAUAGUGAA
Molecule: messenger RNA, 3184 nt
Organism: Microplitis mediator
Lineage: Eukaryota; Metazoa; Arthropoda; Insecta; Hymenoptera; Braconidae
Exons: 2
Coding region: 821-2953 (710 amino acids)
Source: RefSeq, a predicted model, not a curated record